Pseudogymnoascus destructans is the source of this 863-nucleotide messenger RNA. RefSeq lists its product as uncharacterized. The coding region runs from base 94 to 642 and encodes 182 amino acids. The record is from RefSeq and is a predicted model, not a curated record. The transcript is spliced from 3 exons. NCBI's taxonomy places the organism in Eukaryota, Fungi, Ascomycota, Leotiomycetes, Thelebolales, Thelebolaceae. Gene Ontology annotation, cellular component: cytosol.
UGUCCUGUACCGAUACUAGAUCACAAUACCGAUAACUGUUUUGCAAAGCGUGUUUAUUAAACCGUCUCCUCUGCUUUGUGCACAAUCUUCAAUAUGGACUACGCCAACCUCCCAACCCCCGCCACUGCCGUGGCCGACUUCUGUCUUAUUCCCAUUGGCACCCCGACUGCAUCCGUCUCCGCGGAGGUCGCUGCAGUCCAGCGCCUCAUGAAAGCAAGUGGUCUCUCUUACACCAUGCACUCUGCUGGUACUACCGUUGAGGGCUCCUGGGACGCUGUCUUCCGCAUCAUCGGACAGGCCCACACGCUUGUGCACAAUAAUGGCGUUCUCCGCGUCCAGACCGACAUCCGCGCCGGCACUCGCACGGACAAGAAGCAGCACUUCGCUGAGAAAGUAUCCAAGGUCGAAGCCAUCCUCGCUGCAGACGUGAGCACGAAGGCCGAAGGCGCAUCAGGAGGCAGCCAUAUUGAUGCCGAGAGGAACGAGGGCUACAUCGCCGGGGACGCGAAGGUGGGCGAACCGGCUGCGAAGGCAGGCACCGCGAAGGCGUCGAAGAGUGAGGGCGAGGGUGCCUCCCUAGGUGGGACGCAGGUCGGGCCCGGAAAGGUCAAGGGAAACUGGGCGAGUCUGCUCAAGAAGUAGCUCUUAGCCAGCCAGCAACACCUUAAGUGUUCGAUUAUCCAUCUCGCUCGUCUUUCUUAUAACAUGCGUCCCCUGUGCCUGUCGGCGAGUUGCCCUCGCUCUCCUUCAAUACCUGCAUCUCCAUCUCCUCCCCACAUCCCUCACACGCCCACAUCUCACGCACCCAGAGCGCCGCAUUCUUAGCCGCGGCGCUUCGGCGGCGACAGGCCCCGGCCCGUCCG